AUGUAUUCAUCUCCUGCUGGCCACCCUCCGUGGCAGACUUCAUACCCGUCGCUGAACCACCAGAAUCAUGCUUACGUACCAGUUCCCGCGCGAAAUGCCUUUGGCUCCCAGUCGCAUCUUCCUCCGCCACCCACCUAUACUCCCACUCCAUUGCCACCUCAACAAUAUGUGCCCUCACCUCCAACAAACACCGUGUCAAACACUGCACCGCCCCAAACGCAACAGCCAGCACGACAAAAGAUAGUCUGGUCUCCAGAUGUCCGUGACUAUGUCAACCGCUCCUUUGCCAAAGCCGCAGAAAUACGGGAUGUCUCGAAAGAGCAGAUUGAAACAAAACUCAAGGAAAUCAUCACUGAUGCAACUCAGAGUGGCAAGUUGGAUACUAUCAACUGGAAAGAGCUGCCACUACCGCAACAAAUGAUUCGGGAUGAACGCAGUCGUGCUCUUCUUGCCCCCAUAUCCCCUCCGUCUUAUGUUCCUCAUGUACCUGUUCAAACCGCUUCCACCACUCCUUACCACCCUCAACCGGAUGUUCCACGUAAGCGCAAGUCCACGGAAUUCUCAGCGGAUGGUGAAAUUUCUACAUCACAACCACCUUGGAGGACGAACGGACGAACUCCCGGAUCUCUGGCUGACCGUGUUUCCUUCAACCCAUCUGAAAAGCGGCCUAAACUCGACAUGAAUAAAUCCGUAAGUAAAACCCAGGCAAGCCUGGAUUCUCGCAGGCGGCGAUUCGAGGAGACACGCGCGGGAUCUGGUUCACCACGUACACAAGAGUCAUCGCGGGUUGCUUCACCGGAGCCGAGGGUGACUGGACCAAUUGUCGGCCGGUCGCAAAAACUCGAGAAGAACUACUUCAGACUGACAUCAGCCCCCAAUCCUGAUGAUGUCCGACCUCUGGAAGUCCUCCGCAAAACUUUGGAACUCCUCAAGAAGAAAUGGCGCACUGAGGGCAACUAUGUCUACAUUUGUGAUCAAUUCAAAUCGCUGCGGCAAGACUUGACCGUCCAACAUAUCAAAAACGAGUUCACCACCAGCGUCUAUGAGUAUCAUGCUCGCAUUGCUUUGGAGAAGGGUGACCUGGGUGAGUAUAACCAGUGCCAAACACAGCUACGAGCGCUGUACAAACAGAACCUCGGUGGUCACCCUGUGGAGUUCAAGGCAUAUCGUAUCCUCUAUUUUAUCCACACGUGCAACCAAACUGACAUGAAUGACGUGCUCUCUGAUCUAACCCCAGCAGACAAGAAGGAACCAGCAAUCAAGCAUGCGCUGGAGGUUCGCUCGGCUCUCGCUCUUGGAAAUUACCACAAAUUUUUCAAAUUGUAUCUCACCGUGCCCGACAUGGGGGCAUAUUUGAUGGAUAUGUUCGUAGAACGUGAGAGGCUAGCGGCAUUGGCGUGUUUGUGCAAAGCGUACAAACCGGACGUGCGAUUGCGCUUCGUCACUGAGGAACUCGGAUUUGAGUCGGACGAAGAGGCCUGCCAAUUCAUCCUCGACCAUGUCCCAGACGAUUCCUCGAAUCUACUUGAAGAACGCGAUGGUGAUGUCCGCUUUUUAACUGCGAAGGCGGGGAAUAUCUUUCAGAUGGCAAAGAUUAGAGCUUUUGGCCAGGUCGACAUCAAGGGUCAAAUAUGA
Molecule: messenger RNA, 1635 nt
Organism: Fonsecaea nubica
Lineage: Eukaryota; Fungi; Ascomycota; Eurotiomycetes; Chaetothyriales; Herpotrichiellaceae
Exons: 2
Coding region: 1-1635 (544 amino acids)
Cellular component (GO): nucleus
Source: RefSeq, a predicted model, not a curated record